AUGUUCAAUAAUUGCAGAGAUCCUCCAAGUUAAAUUCUUCUACUCAUUCUAACAUAAUUACCACCUUCCUUCCCUUUGACAAAUGAGUACUUACACAAGAAGUUUAAUGAGUUUGGAGACAUUAAGAAAAUACUUAUUUUCGAAAGAGGAAAGACUAACAAGGCUUUUGUGGAAUUUUAUAAUUUAAAGAGUGCAAUAUCAGCAAGGAAAUAAUUAAAUGGCUUGAAUAUUCAAGGAGGAAAGUAAUAAGUUAUUUUGUAUGUAGAAUGAUAAUCCAUUACUCUCGACUUAAAAAUCUUAAUCUCGAAAUUGUGGAUAAUUCAAGAGGAACGGAUUAUACUUAAGCUAGCAGCAAUAGUCAAAAUUCAGAUUCUAUACUUCAUUCUAAAACAGACGAUAAUAUCAGAGUCAACUUAACUAAUCAUAUUAGUUAGAGUUCAUCUUCUAGAGCAAACUCAAGUCCAGUUAGAAAUGAAGAGAUCAAUCGAUUACUUGAUUAUGAUGAUGAUGAUUUUGAUAUAUGGAAACAAGAAAUACAACUUAAUUUGACUGACAUGCAUCCAGAAAUACAAACCCUACUAAGAUAGAAACAAUCUAAAUUACUUAGAAUUGCAUCAAUAGACUCUAAAGUAACUGCAAAGAUGAUUUAUAAUGUCUUUACCAAAUUUGGAAAUAUUGAAGAGAUUCUAUAUUAGAAACAAUUAUAGAAAGCAUAUGUGAAAUUCUAGACCAUUAAUUAAGCAAUCAUAGCAAAAGAAUAUCUCAAUAACACAUAAUUCUUUGAUUCAAUUGUAAUAAUGUCUUAUAAUAUAUAUAUAUAGUUGCGCAUAUAUUUUGAACCCUUACAACCUUUAUAACCAACAUCCUUAUAAGAUGAAUACAUGAUUUAUUAUAAUGAAAACUGUACAUAGAAAAUUAUGCCACUCUCAUCUAAUCUCAUAAUCACUGGAGUCUAAGAUCCUACGGAAAUCUCGGAAUUAAUCAAAAUGUUUGCCAAAAUUAAAGGUAUGUUAAAUAAUAAAUAAUUUAUAGACAUCAAAAUUCAUGUAAAUAGUCUUUAACUAUCAAUGUGUUCAAUUGCAGAUACGCUUAAGAUAAUGGCAGUAUUUUCAGAUUAUGAAUUUAAGAAUUAGAAGUUAAACAUCAUUCUCAAAUGAU
Molecule: messenger RNA, 1158 nt
Organism: Paramecium pentaurelia
Lineage: Eukaryota; Ciliophora; Oligohymenophorea; Peniculida; Parameciidae
Source: the annotation of a GenBank genome assembly